AUGGAACACCAUUCCAUAGAAAAUUUGGAUGAAGACGGAUAUACUCAAUUAGACUUCAGCUCUUGCAAUAUCAUCAGGAAACCUGUAGUCUCAGAGAAAGGAUUUUGUGCUGCAUCCCCUCGUUGGCGUCCCAUUGCUGUGACUUUGGGAAUUUUAUGCUUGGUAAUGCUGGUGAUAACUGUGGUCCUGUGUACCAUGGCUAUCUGGAGACCCAGUUCAGGGAACAACCUGUUGAAGGAUAACAGCUUUCAAUCAAGAAAUAAAGAGAACCACAGUCAACCAUCUUUAGAAGACAAUGUGGCUCCUACCAAGACUCUCACGACCACAGGAGUUCUUUCUAGCUCUUGUCCCCCUAACUGGAUCACACAUCAGAAUAGCUGUUAUCUAUUUAGCACAUCAUUAGAUUCCUGGGAUACAAGUAAAAGACGGUGCUUGCAACUGGGCUCUAAUCUCCUGAAGAUAGACAGCUUAAACGAGUUGGAAUUUAUAUCUAGGCAAGUGUCUUCCCAACCUGACCAUUCAUUUUGGAUAGGGCUUUCUCGCCGUCAGACUGAAGAACCAUGGCUCUGGGACGAUGGUUCAAUGUUGUUGUCUAACUUGUUUCAAAUCAGAAAAACAGUUACCAAACAAGACUCAUCUCACAGUUGUGUAUGGAUUCAUGUGUCAGUCAUUUACGACCAACUUUGUAGUGUGCCUUCAUACAGUAUUUGUGAGAAGAAGCUGUCAACAUAACGGUGGGGGUGUCGCUGUGGAGGAGCAGAGAGAAAUAUGUAAGAUAGUAAGGAGGGUAGAAAACAACAUGUUUAUGACCAAAAGCAUCAUAAAAAAAUCAUCCAAUUCCGUCUCUUUUUUUCUCAAAUAGCCGAGAGAAUAUGUCUGCCAUAUCUCUGACUAAGAGAAUCUUGUAAAAUGCGAAAUUGUAGGGAAUCUGCUGUUACAAGAAAGCUUUCUCCUUUUUAAAUACUAUCAAUCAAAAAAAGAUCUGAUAAUGAAUAUAAAAAAGUAACCUGUCCUAUUGACAGAGGUAUUAACAUGUUGUAAUGCAAAAUAUGUUUUAUUACUUUUUAUGAUUACUGUUUUGCAGUUUUCAGCAAUUC
Messenger RNA from Globicephala melas (long-finned pilot whale), 1097 nucleotides. RefSeq names its product C-type lectin domain containing 7A (gene CLEC7A). The record is from RefSeq and is a predicted model, not a curated record. NCBI's taxonomy places the organism in Eukaryota, Metazoa, Chordata, Mammalia, Artiodactyla, Delphinidae. Gene Ontology annotation, biological process: positive regulation of wound healing; positive regulation of cytokine production involved in inflammatory response; detection of molecule of fungal origin. Gene Ontology annotation, molecular function: (1->3)-beta-D-glucan binding; pattern recognition receptor activity. Gene Ontology annotation, cellular component: cell surface.